Rhizoctonia solani is the source of this 1839-nucleotide messenger RNA. Its product is annotated as ATP synthase alpha/beta family. The transcript has 10 exons. Gene Ontology annotation, molecular function: proton-transporting ATPase activity, rotational mechanism; ATP hydrolysis activity; ATP binding. The coding region runs from base 1 to 1839 and encodes 612 amino acids. Gene Ontology annotation, cellular component: fungal-type vacuole membrane; proton-transporting V-type ATPase, V1 domain. The record is from RefSeq and is a predicted model, not a curated record. Lineage: Eukaryota; Fungi; Basidiomycota; Agaricomycetes; Cantharellales; Ceratobasidiaceae. Gene Ontology annotation, biological process: proton transmembrane transport; ATP metabolic process.
AUGGCUGGAGCACUACAAAACGCGAAACGUGAUCUCCCCAAGAUCCGCGACGAGGAUCGUGAGUCGCGCUAUGGUCAAGUAUUUGGUGUGUCGGGACCUGUCGUCAUUGCGGAGAACAUGGCGGGUUCUGCUAUGUACGAGCUUGUACGCGUAGGGCACGACGAACUUGUCGGAGAGGUCAUUCGAAUUGAUGCCGACAAGACGACAAUUCAGGUUUAUGAGGAGACAUCGGGUGUAACAGUCGGUGACCCAGUGUUGCGCACAGGAAAGCCACUUAGUGUCGAACUCGGCCCUGGUCUGAUGGAGAAUAUUGUUGACGGUAUCCAGCGUCCCCUUCGAGCGAUUCAGGAAUCCUCCAAGUCUAUCUAUAUUCCGCGUGGUAUCAAUACCGAUGCUUUAGAUCGCUCCAUUAAGUGGGACUUUACUCCUGGACAGUUUAAGGCGAGCCUAUCUCAAGGAACAGCUGUCUAUGAGAACUCGCUAGUCGAUAACCAUAAGAUCAUGCUGCCCCCUCGCGCUCUUGGCACCAUUACCAGCAUAGCAGAAAAGGGCAGCUACACGGUUGAGGACACCGUACUAGAGGUCGAGUUCGAUGGGAAAAAGACCCAGCACACCAUGAUGCAGUUGUGGCCCGUUCGCGCUCCUCGCCCAACUGCCGCGAAGCUUACUGCAGAUUACCCACUUUUCACUGGCCAGCGCGUUCUCGAUUCUCUAUUCCCUUGUGUCCAGGGUGGUACUACUGCUAUUCCAGGAGCGUUUGGUGCAGGAAAGACUGUUAUUUCACAGGCGCUUUCCAAGUUCUCUAACUCGAAUAUCAUUGUUUAUGUUGGAUGUGGCGAGCGUGGUAAUGAGAUGGCUGAGGUAUUGAUGGAGUUCCCGGAGCUCAACUUGGAUAUCGGCGAUCGCCAAGAGCCCAUCAUGAAGCGCACUACUCUUGUCGCCAAUACAUCCAACAUGCCUGUCGCUGCUCGUGAAGCCUCUAUCUAUACCGGCAUCACUCUGGCUGAAUACUGGCGCGAUCAAGGCUCUAACGUUGCUAUGAUGGCUGACUCUACAUCGCGUUGGGCCGAGGCCCUGCGUGAGAUUUCGGGCCGUCUCGCUGAAAUGCCUGCUGAUUCGGGUUACCCUGCGUACCUGAGUACCAAGCUUGCCAGCUUCUACGAACGUGCCGGCAAGGUUACUUGCUUGGGUAAUCCUCAGCGUGAAGGUACUGUGUCCAUCGUUGGCGCCGUCUCGCCUCCUGGUGGUGAUUUCUCAGAUCCCGUCACUGCUGCUACUCUGAGUAUCGUACAGGUCUUCUGGGGUUUGGACAAGAAACUCGCUCAACGAAAGCACUUCCCGUCCGUCAACUGGAACCUCUCAUACUCCAAAUAUAUCCAAAUUCUCGAGGGCCACUACCAAUCCACCGACCCCGGAUUCAUCGGAAGCCGAAACAAGACCAAGGAAAUUUUGCAGAAGGAAGACGACCUGGCAGAAAUCGUACAACUCGUCGGAAAGAGUGCUCUUGGCGAAGCCGACAAAGUCACCCUCGAAGUUGCUCGUAUGCUCAAGGACGACUUCUUGCAGCAGAAUGGUAUGAGCGAGUACGAUCGUUACUGCCCCUUCUACAAGACUAGCUUGAUGCUCAAGAACUUUGUCGCUUUCCACGACUCGGCUGUUGCUGCCGUGACCAAGGGAGAGUUGACCUUCAACAAAGUCAAGGAAGCUACCAGCGAUAUUAUGUUCAAGCUAUCCCAGAUGAAGUUCGAAAGUCCUUCUCAAGGCCAGGAAUCCAUUACCAAGAAGCUUGAAGCUUUGAAUACCGAAAUUAUUGAGAAGUUCAGAGCGAUUGGAGAUUAG